Messenger RNA from Verruconis gallopava, 2281 nucleotides. RefSeq lists its product as uncharacterized. Bases 101 to 1975 code for a protein of 624 amino acids. The transcript has a single exon. The record is from RefSeq and is a predicted model, not a curated record. Lineage: Eukaryota; Fungi; Ascomycota; Dothideomycetes; Venturiales; Sympoventuriaceae.
CCCAAUUAAGCCUUUAAAUCGCGUAUAUUCUUCUUCUAGUAUAAGAGAAAGGUGAUGACUUAGGGCCCGUACCGUAGAUCUUGCUGCCGACGUCCGCUCGAUGCUUUCCUCACUCUUUCGCCGACGGAAGGGAGAGAUGGACUUCCAGUACGAGCCUUUGGCGGCCGAAAACCACAUACGUCUCAUUACCUUGCUUCCUGGGAAAUGGGACUCGAAGAUCAAGUGCAAGCUGCGCGUGGCCAAACUCGAGGAGCCUCCCGCGUAUAAAGCGCUCUCCUACGUGUGGGGGGAUGUCACCAGAUCGGAGAAGAUCCUUCUAAAUGGCAAAGUUUGCCACAUAACUCGCAAUCUCGACAUAGCUUUGCGCUAUAUCCGGGAUGAGAAAAUAGCACAUGUCCUGUGGGUCGAUGCCCUCUGCAUUAAUCAGUCAGACAAUAGCGAGCGGAACAAGCAGGUCCGUAUCAUGGGCCAGAUCUACAAACGUGCUCAGGUCGUCCUCGCCUGGCUCGGCGCAGAGGGCGAUGAGAGUGACUCUGCCAUGGAACUGGCUCUGGAACUGGGCCAGUUGGCCAUGAGUCUACCGCCCACGAUACUCCCAUUGACGCCGCAAAAACUUGCCGACGCUGGCUUUGAUGCCGGCAGCAAAAACUGGGCUGCUUUUUGGCGCCUCAUGGAACGUCCAUACUGGAGGAGAAUAUGGAUCAUACAGGAGCAGCACUUUGCCAGUGAAUUCAACGAGUCGCGGGAACAGCAGGUUAUGAAUGACAGAUGCUUGAUUGGCGUAGGUCGCAAGUGGCUGCCGCGCAUGAUUCUCUAUCAUGGCUGGAUGUUGUUGAUGUUCGUCGCCCAAAACAAACACGCAUUUUUAUCUGACACGGAAGCUAUUCAGCGCGGGGCCCCGCAGAGACACGAGCCGUUUCAAAGUUUCUAUCUAAACACACCAUCUCCUAUAACGGCUUUCUUCAUCACCUUGUCGAUUGCAAAUCCGACGUACAGUGGCCCAGAGUGUAAAGAGCGGCUCUCGGCUUUGAUUCGCGUCUCAACAGGAUAUCUCGCCACUGACCCACGUGACAUGAUUUUUGCUCUGCAUGGUAUUAUUGGAAAAACCAACAAUCAGCUUCGGAUAGACUAUAACUUCAAUUUGGACACCGUCUAUCGUGAGACGGUUGAGUUUGCCAUGAAAGAAUACGGGACACUGUCCAUUCUAGAGGGCAAUCGGUUGAAGAUACCCACAGACUACCCAACCUGGUACCCAAUCUCAGGUAAUCUAUCCGUGACGGGUGGAGCAUGGGACAAUAGACGUGGACAUAGAGCUUCCGGUCGACAUCGUGCUCGCAAACCUAAGUUCUCCCUGGAUGGGAAAGUGCUAUUUCUUCCGGGGAUUGUCGUCGGUACGGUCAAGGAAGUAAUUGGCCCGUACUGGCACACGAAGAACUUGCCGCUGCAAGAGCAGCAAGUGCUAUGGAGAGAAUAUCAGUCCAAGCUGAGGCUUUAUUGGAGCAAGCAGGAGCCAGAAAGGAAGGAGAUGAUGUGGCGGACCUUCGUCCUGGAUCAAGAGAACGACGGCAGCCGCGUCGUCAACGGGCGUGCGCCCGAAAGCUUUGAACUCGCGUUUCGUCUGAGCCUGCUUUCCGAGCCGGGUGAACUGCCUCGAGACUUCAUGCCCGGUGUAGACGAAGGCGUGAGGCGGUACGCAUUCUCAGGUCGGUUUCUGACCUGCUUCGACCUCGCCAACGUCAACUAUUCCUUUUUCGACACGGAAAACGGGUUCAUGGGCAUCGGGGCCUAUCAUCUGAAGCCUGGCGACGUCGUCACGAUUCUUCAGGGCGGUGCGUUCUGCUUGGUUCUGCGUCCGAAGGGAGAGCAUUACCAGCUGCUUGGAGAGGCGUACGUGUACGGCGCCAUGGAAGGCGAGUUGGUGAAGGAAGAUGAUGACGGCAACCCUAUCGGGCUCCAGGAGUUUGGUAUAUGCUGAUACGAAUACGCGGGGAGAUGCCGAAUGGAGUAUGACAGACUUCCUCUUCCGGGCCCAAAUCCUGGUGUUCGUGGAUUUUCUUUUGUCGACUCUAUGCCUAUUUAUAUCUUUGAUGCACACUUAUACUUACGAUUUGCUGGAUGCAGUCACACACAAUGCCGUGUCUGGUUUGGGGAUGCGGGGUUGGCUGGUAUUCACUCAUCUGGGGUCUAUAGUGUGUCACGAACGGUUGGUUGUAUCUGGCGUGAUUGUCAGCAAGUUACGGAGUUAUAGGUAAUAAACGAGCCAGGCCUGGCCAGGAAUCAG